Acanthosepion pharaonis is the source of this 957-nucleotide messenger RNA. The record is from the annotation of a GenBank genome assembly. Lineage: Eukaryota; Metazoa; Mollusca; Cephalopoda; Sepiida; Sepiidae.
AUGAAUCAACAGGUACAAUUGGCAAGAGGUUAUCAGCAAUUAACUUGGAAAAUACCGAAGACAACCGAAGAAAGUAUCGUCAACUCCUCUUCACCACCAAUUCUGAACUUGGCAACAACAUCAGUGGCGUCAUUCUCUAUCAUGAGACGUUUUAUCAGAAGAAACAUGGGCAUCAUUCCUGGAAUCAAAGUUGACAAGGGGGUUGUUCCAUUGAUGGGCACAUUUAAUGAAUGCACUACUCAAGGUCUGGAUGGAUUGGCGGAACGUUGUGCUGAAUACAAAAAAGGAGGUGCCCAGUUUGCCAAAUGGCGCUGCGUACUGAAGAUUGGACCUCACACCCCUUCCUACCAAGCUAUGAUGGAAAAUGCUAAUGUUCUUGCUCGUUAUGCAAUGAUCUGCCAACAGAAUGGUCUUGUGCCCAUUGUAGAACCUGAAGUACUUCCAGAUGGUGAUCAUGACUUAGCAACUUCUCAGAAAGUUACAGAACAGGUUUUGGCUUUUACCUACAAAGCCUUGGCUGAUCACCACAUUUUUCUUGAAGGCACAUUGUUGAAACCCAACAUGUGUACGGCUGGACAAAGCUGCAGUGCAAAAUUCACUCCUCAGCAAAAUGCUUUGGCCACUGUAACAGCUCUCAGGAGAUCUGUCCCAGCUGCAGUCCCUGGUAUUACUUUCUUGUCUGGGGGUCAGUCUGAAGAGGACGCUACCAUCAAUUUGAAUGCUAUUAACAACUGUCCAUUGGGUAAACCAUGGGUUCUAAGCUUUUCCUAUGGCCGAGCUCUCCAGGCCAGCGUAUUGAAAGCCUGGGAAGGCAAAGAUGAAAAUGUAAAGAAGGGACAGGAACAGCUUCUGAUCAGAGCCAAGGCCAAUGGUCUGGCAGCUUUGGGCAAAUAUGGUGGUUCUUCAGAUUCUGCUGCAGCAUCAGAAUCUCUCUACAUCAAGAAUCAUGCUUACUAA